UCUGGACGUUACCCUCUCCGCGUGCUGGUUUCCUUGGAGACCGAACCGGCCCGGGAGGCCCGGACAGGCAACGACGAGGCUGAGCUCCUGGAGAAGCCAAGAUGCCUCCGAAGAAAAAGGACAAACGGAAAGGGCUGGGCAAGGGCAAAGGCAAAGACAAAGACUCUAAGAAGAUGAUAAGACCAGAAGAUACUGUGGUGGAACAAGCCAAGGCCAAUGCCUCUCUUUGGGAGGCCAGGCUAGAAAUCACUGAACUCUCUAGGAUUGAGUAUCGUGAUACUUCUCGGAGACUGGCCAAAAGUAAUGAGGACUUAAAGAAACUGCAGUACAAAAUGGAAAAAGACACCAUGUCCAUAUUAAGCUACCUGAAGAAGCAGGAUCAGGAAAAAGAUAAUAUGAUUGAAAAGCUAAAACAACAACUGGCUGAGACGAAAGAAAAAGCUCAAGAGGAGAAGGAAAAAUUAGAACAAAAGCAUACUACACAAAUAAAUGAGCUGGAGGGACAGUUCCAUCAAAAAGCCAUAGAAAUUGGCAUGAUUCAGACAGAGCUAAAAACAAUAAAACAAUUCCAGAAGAGAAAAGUUCAAGUGGAGAAAGAAUUAGAUGAUCUGAAGGAAAAUUUAAGAAAUACAGAGAAGAAACAUCAGGAGUCUCUUAGCAGAUUGGAGAGCAGAUUUUUUGAAGAAAAGCACCGACUAGAAAAAGAGGCUGAAAAGAAGAUAGUAAUGCUGGCAGAGAGAGCCCACCAUGAAGCUGUGACGCAAUUGAAUGCUGCUGGAAGAAAUGUUUUUAAAGAGAAUAUUUAUCUCCAGAAAGCUCUCACAUACCACCUGAAGGAAGCUGAUGCUCUACAAAAAAACUCUGAGAAGUUGCAAGAGAAUCAUACUUUCCUUUUACAUCAAAAGGAGAUCAAUGAUCUAUUGAUUAAGGAAAAGAUUUUGCAACUUACCCAGCAGAGAACACAAAUCCAAGUUCUUCGAAAGAAGGUGGAAAACUUGGAGAAGGCUUUGAGUUUUAUGACCAAAGAGUUUGAGACUGAAGUUUCAAAACUGCAGCAACAGGCAAUUACAGAGAACCAAGCAGGUCGGGGGGAAAUUGACAAGCUGCAACACCUUCUUCAGCUGAAAGACAAGGAAAUGAAUCGUGUGAAGAAGCUGGCCAAGAACAUCCUGGAUGAGAGAACAGAAGUGGAAAGAUUCUUUUUAGAUGCUCUAUACCAAGUGAAGCAACAGAUCUUACUCAGCAGAAAGCAUUAUAAGCAGAUAGCACAAGAUGCUUUCAAUGUAAAAAUGAGAAAGGCAUAUGCAGGAAAAACAGAAUAUCCUCUAAUCAGGACAUUUGAUGGCAGAGAACACAGCACCAAUAGUGUGAAUCAGGAUCUUAUGGAGGCUGAAAAAUGGACAAGUUCUGAAAGAAAUGUGGAUAUUGCAGAUUUGACCUGGGAGCAGAAGGAAAAAGUCUUGAGAUUGCUCUUUGCAAAAAUGAAUGGUUUUGUUCCUAGGAAAUACAACCAGUGUUCUAGGACUUCAGUUCCAGAUUUCUUUGUUUCUGACAGUAGAGAAUUGAAAGGAUUUGGGGAUGAAAGUAAACUUCAAGAUCAAACCUUUAUCACCCAGCAAGUUGAAGUAUCAGACUCUAGUGAAAUGACAUCAUCUAAUACAAAAGGAUCUCAGGAGUCCAAGAAAGUAAGGAGUCUGUAA
Messenger RNA from Urocitellus parryii (Arctic ground squirrel), 1700 nucleotides. It is a transcript of the gene Bbof1, whose product is annotated as basal body orientation factor 1. Lineage: Eukaryota; Metazoa; Chordata; Mammalia; Rodentia; Sciuridae. The record is from RefSeq and is a predicted model, not a curated record.